AUGCCCUACUGGCACGAGAAGGCCAUCAGGCACUAUGAUAGUGCCGGCUUUCAGUCGAAGGACGAAGAGUCUGCACUCGGCAAGGCUCAUCUACGUGGAGCUCACGAGCUUUUCAUCCCUGCCGUCAGAGACAGAUCUCCUAUUAGCUACCACGAAGCAUUGGUCCUGGAAGCUUACAUCAUGCACACUGCCAACAACCAUCUCUUCCAACCAGAUUCACCACUACCCAUUACACAUAUCACUGACGCUCUGGAAACCUUCACAUCGGCUUUAGAACAGCUAAAUAUGGAAUGCACCUGGCGUAGCAGUCCUUGGAUCGGUUUCAGCGGCCCUGAACUAGCAGAUAUUGCCUACAGAGUUUCCUGGCUCACACAUAAGCUACACUUGGACGACAAAGACCACCGAGAAGUGGAGCAUCUCAUCGCGCGUCUUUCGUCGUGGACUGCUCCAGCAUGCCAGGAAGAAUCUAACCUGACAGAGCUCGACUUACCGCCGAAGCGUCUUGCUUUACUUGCUCGAGCUUAUUGGUGCGCAUGCUCCUAUCUUGCCACGCAUCUUGCACAAGAGCGAAGCUUGAAUCUACCCUUUGAUGCCAACACUUUUGUUGAAGAGACUUUGCAGCUUCUGGACCAGCUCAUUGAAUAUGAACAUACGAUCAACAAUCAUCUAUGGCCAUUAGUCGUGGUUGGUACAGCAGCAGCCGAUUCAUUAACUCAACAACAUAUUAGUUCGCUUCUGCCGCAGUUUCACCUAGGCUUGGGUCCAGCCUCUCUGAGAAGAGCCGAGAGAUUUUUGGCAGUCGCUUGGAAGACCGACUCGCAAGGCACAAUGUAUGGCAGAAAGAUCUUCAAGGACAGAGAAGCUUUGUACCAGAUGUUCUUCUGA
Aureobasidium musti is the source of this 885-nucleotide messenger RNA. Lineage: Eukaryota; Fungi; Ascomycota; Dothideomycetes; Dothideales; Saccotheciaceae. The record is from the annotation of a GenBank genome assembly.